GUAUUAUAAUGUAUGUCUUGUGACAACAAUGAAAUAUAGAAAACUAAUGAUUAAUAUCAUGAGAGACCCAAAAAAUUGAUUGGUGGUGCUUUGCUGUAUUUUUAGCUCAGUAGGGCCAAAUUUUGUAAAACAAAGAUGAGAGAAGUAGGUAUUGCCAAGCCCGUUAAGAUAAAAGAUUGAUGUUGGCCCAUCAAUCCUUAACCUUUCAUGCCACCACUCUAUGUCCGAUAUGUCAAAAGAUAUAAACUAUCUACCAGCAAGAAACAUAAAGACCCACAAAUAAUUUAGUGAAAAUAACAUUUACACUACACUAAACCGGCCCAACAAAAUGCCCUUUUUCAAAAAAACAAAAACAAAAUGGACAUAUUCACCAAAUCAUGUAAUUUAAGACUAGCCAGGAAUUAAGAAAGUUAAGCCUUUUUCUAAACAUUUUUGUUUUGCUGAAGCCUUUUAAAAUUUUAAUUUAUUUCAUGCUGAAUACCAGUUGAUUUUUAUUUUUUACCAGUGGACGGCAGAUAAAAUGUACUACCUCCAUUUUAAAAUGUAAUAUGUUUAAAAAACAAAAUGUUUCUAAAUAUAAGAUGUUUUCAAUAAUUUAGGAAACUUUCAACUUCAUUAAAAACUGUACACCCAAUUAUAUUUUAUAGUGUAUUUUAUAAUUGGAUAGCCUAAUUUAAUAUCUGUUUCUGAAGAGAGAGAGUAUCUGUUUAUUGAAAUUUUAUCAUUAUUUUCUUUCUGAAUGUAGUAUUAGUGGUAUAAUUAUUUAAUUUAAUUACUCAAAUUUUAAUUAUUUGUAAAGUUGGUCAACUCUAAAAGACCCACGUCUCAUAGAUAAGGCACCUGAUCUGGUUGUGAUUAGGUCUGAAACUUUUAUCCGAGAUCCGGAUUCGGUCCGAGAUCCAGAUUCGAUCCGAGAUUCAAUCCGAAUCCGAUCCGAAAAUCCGGAUAUCCGGAGAGGCCGAAUUCGGAUAGUAAAAUGUUGGAUUCGUCAAAUCCGGAUCCGAAUCUAGAUAUCUUAUUUUUUUAAUCCGGAUAACUGGAUCCAUAAAUUUUAUUAAUAAGUAUUUCAAAAAUAUUAAUAUCUAUAUAUAAAAAUUAAUUUUAUUGAAUAUGUUUUUGUUUUUAUAAUAGUAUAUAUAAAUUUUAUGUAAAUUUUGUAACAUUACACAUAAAAAUAAUUAAAACAUUAUAUAUAUAUAAAUUAUUGUUAAUAUUUUAUAUAUAUUAUAUUAUUAUUUAUUUAUUUUAAAAAUCAAAAUCUGGAUCCGGAUAUCUGCUGGAUAUUACAAUUUUCAGAAGGACACUCGGAUAUCCAAAAACGCUGGAUCCAAAUAAGAAUAGUAAAAUUAUGGAUCCACCGGAUAAGGAUUCGGAUCCGAAUACCUUAAAAUUAUCCGGAUACCUGAUCCGUCCGAGGUCUGGUUGUGAUAUGCGAAAAAUUGUCCAACGUUGAAAUUCGGAUCACCGUCCCUUGAAAUCGACUUCGCAGAUCAAAUACUGACACUUGGCUUUCUAAAAGGUUAUCUAUAUCUAAUUUACUCGAAUUUUAAAGUAAACUUUUCCUAACUACAGCCCACGAUUAAUUAUUUCUGGAUAUUUCUUUUUGAUGACUUGUGGUUUGCAACCAGCGGUAUAAACAAUAACCAUGUUUAUAUUUAUUUAUUACGCUAAAUACAAAUGAAAUGCCAUACAUACUUACAAGUAAAAGAUACGGGUUUCAACUUCCGCGUAACAUUAUAAAUAAAUUUAUAGGGAAAACAAUCCAUUUUGCAUUUGAAGUUCAAAUAGUCUUCACUCACUAUUUUUGUCUAGAGAAAGUAGUAAUUUUUUUUUAUCAACUGGUUACUUUCAUUAAAAUAAAUCAAAACAUAGAAUUAUGGCCUCGGGCCCAAAUAAGAAACAAGACAUGAUUUAGCUAAAUAAUCCGCUGGCCCAUUACAAGCCCGCGGGGUGAAGGUGAAGGAGCAUGAGUGGAAGGGGGAGGAGGCGGAGAACGCCAGCGAGUCGAUGUCCGAUAAAAUUCCAUAGAGUUCCGUCGAUCGUCUUCUCGUGGUGAUAGCUCUGACGAGCACUUGAGAAUCUGUGCGUAGACAGAUGUUGGUGAACUGGAGGGAUGAGGCCUGGAUUAGCGCCUCUCUGAUUGCUAGGGCCUCAGCCAUGCAGGCGGAGGAGAAGUUUGCUUGGGGCGUGGAUGCUCUGUGAAGUUCCUGGUCGUUCGGUCCGUAAAGAUCCAACUCAAACCGGCUGCUUUUCGGUCUGAUCGCCAUGCGGCGUCUGUGUUUCCAAAAUAAUUAAAUUAUAUUACUACUUAAGUUGUUUUUAUUACAUAUACACGCAUAAUGAGUUUAACAGUUGAUUUGAUAGUAUAUAACCUAGUUUCCCUCAUAACUGGUCGUAUCAGUAAAUCAACAAGGCCAAAAUCAGAUUAUAUUUAUAAUACAUUAACAAAUAUUUCCACUUUAGCAUGUUAAAUUAUCCACAAAAUUAUCGUAUAAAAAUGUGCCGUACCUUGAAUAAAAACAGUAUAUAUUAUUUCAAGUCAAACAGCUGAAGACAUGAUCAAUCAUAAAAAUCGAGCUUAAAAUAUGUUUGUAAUUUGCACGGAUAAGAUUUUGGAAAACGACAUUAUACAUUUGAAAUACAAACAUUGUGAAGAUAAGAACUUGAUGAGCAAGUCUUAGCAAUAUUCAAAUGCUAACCAAAGAAUAACUCAGGUUAAAGUAAGGUUUACUUGGGGUUGAGUUAGCAGACUUUGGACCAAAGAGAAGGCUCACUAUUGGUGUAUAGGUCUGAGCACAAAGCAGGACCGUUUGUCUCUAUGCGUUUGGCCAAGACCAAGGUUGCUUCAUCCAUAAAUAGAAACAUUGGUCCAGAGAGAGAAAGUAGAGUAGAAGCGAGAGUGUGUGAGCACACAAGAAGCAUUGUAAGGGUGAGAGAAACAAGAUGUAAAGGCGUAAGCCUUGGGUAGUUUCUAAGGGGUUUUACAGAGUGGUUUCCUUAGCCAUUCUUAGGAGAAUCACUUGUAACCUCUUGUAAUCCCUUUGUUCUAGUGGAUUCCGAGCAUAGUCUCGGCGAGAUGUAGCGAUCCUCGUUAAUGGGCGUGAAAUCGUUAAAUGUCUGUGUGUUUUCCUUCUCUUAACUCUCACACUCUCUUAUCCAAAGCUCUCUCUGUUUCAUUCAUCUCAACAUAAAUCUGUUCUGUAUCUUUAAGUUAACACAACUAGAGUCUUGUCUGUUGAAGGAAAUCUUAACAAACAUAUUUUCAUACUGUUCUACCGGGGUGUAUUAGUUGAAUGUUACAAUAGUUACCCGAAUAGUUUCACGAUUACCAACGUAAGACAUGAACAUAUUCAUCGGUCAAAACGGAUAUAUGUAAUAUGCAAAUUGAUCUACGGUAGAUCAUCUACCAUGUGCAAGCACAAGUUAACUAUGUGGAUAAACCAACGCAACGUCUAGUCAUCUUACCAUAGUAGACUAAUAGUAUAUAGUAGUUGUAAACAACUGUCUUAUCUACAUUCUACAAUCAUGUAUACACAUUGCUACAUGUGUAACGUGAUAAUCAUCAUUUAACUAAGUCAAACCACGUUUAGGCAAGUUAAUUGAGACGCGUUUUCUGAUAGUCAAAGGAAGCCUAUAAAACGGCUUCUUCUUCUUUUCCAUCAUCACCCAUUAAUCUCUUCUCCUUUCAGACAAAUCUUGUUUUUUGUUUUUGUUUUGUUAUAUAUUCUUAUUCUUCCACAAAGAAGAAGACAUUCCGGUAUUUACAUUUUCUUCAUAACUCUUUUUAAAUUCAUAUACGUUUAUAUAUUUGUGUGUGUGUGUGUAAAAAUUGUGUAAUAUUUGUGUGUGAGCUAAUUGUAUAUAUUGAUAUAUUCAUCCCCACGUUAGCGGACAUGGCGGGAAACGGAAACACUGACGGAGAAUUCAGUUUCUCGGCUGCGGCUGCGCGUGAUGCGCUUCCUCGGAUCACCACGGAGAAGGGAGCCAAGUCUACGACGUCGAGUGACGUGUGCCACGACGACACCGCGUCACGAGGCAACUUUCAGACCAUCGAUCAGCUCCACAGUCUCCAGAAGAAACGAUCUGCACCGACCACUCCUCUCAAAGAAGGAGGUGGCGUAGUGAUGGGAACCAGUGGCCCUACCACUCCUGUCUCCGGUGAGAGUAUGCUUCAAUCAGUCAGUGCAUCGUUGGCUUCGUUGACGAGAGAGACAGGACCGAAGGUAAUCAGAGGAGAUCCGACGUCGGCGGCUAAAGUGGCACACGUGCCACAAACUCCUACGUCAGUUCCGGCUGCUGACGUCAGCGACAGUUCUCUGAAAUUCACUCACGUCCUUCACAAUCUCUCUCCCGCAGGUAACCAUCCAAAACGCAACCCAUCUUCAUUAACAAGAUUUGAUUACAUAUUUUACAAAACAAAACGUCACAUUUUGAAUUUUAUGGUUGCAGAAUUGUACGAGCAGGCCAUAAAAUAUGAGAAAGGAUCGUUCGUGACUUCCACCGGUGCGUUGGCCACUUUGUCGGGAGCCAAAACUGGUCGGUCUCCUAAAGACAAGCGUGUAGUUAAGGAUGAGACAACUGCGUCCGAGCUCUGGUGGGGAAAAGGCUCACCAAAUAUCGAAAUGGAUGAACAAAGUUUUUUGGUGAACCGAGAAAGAGCUGUUGAUUACUUGAACUCUUUGGACAAGGUGUUUGUGAAUGAUCAAUACCUAAACUGGGACCCAGAGAACAAAAUCAAAGUCAGAAUAGUAUCAGCAAGAGCUUACCAUUCACUUUUCAUGCACAACAUGUGUAUCCGUCCAACACCCGAAGAGCUAGAGAAUUUCGGGACACCUGAUUUCACGAUCUACAACGCUGGAAAAUUCCCAUGUAACCGUUUCACUCACUACAUGACAUCAUCGACAAGUGUCGACAUAAACCUAGGAAGAAGAGAGAUGGUGAUUCUAGGGACACAAUAUGCUGGAGAAAUGAAGAAAGGACUCUUCGGUGUGAUGCAUUAUCUGAUGCCUAAGAGAAAGAUUUUGUCUCUUCACUCCGGUUGUAACAUGGGAAAAGAUGGAGAUGUUGCUCUCUUUUUCGGUUUAUCUGGAACCGGAAAGACUACAUUGUCUACCGAUCAUAACCGAUAUUUGAUUGGAGAUGAUGAGCACUGUUGGAGUGAGAGUGGAGUCUCGAAUAUUGAAGGUGGUUGUUACGCGAAAUGCAUUGAUUUAUCGAGGGAGAAAGAACCUGAUAUCUGGAACGCUAUCAAAUUUGGAACUGUUUUGGAGAAUGUUGUGUUUGAUGAGCAUACAAGAGAAGUGGAUUAUACAGACAAAUCAGUGACGGAGAACACACGUGCGGCUUAUCCUAUUGAGUAUAUCCCUAACUCAAAGAUACCGUGCGUUGGACCACACCCUAAGAACGUGAUCCUAUUGGCUUGUGAUGCUUUUGGUGUGCUGCCGCCAGUCAGCAAGCUGGAUCUUGCUCAGACUAUGUAUCAUUUCAUCAGUGGAUACACUGCUCUCGUUGCAGGAACAGAGGAAGGAGUUAAGGAGCCAAGAGCGACUUUCUCGGCUUGUUUUGGUGCUGCUUUCAUUAUGCUUCACCCAACCAAAUAUGCAGCUAUGUUAGCCGAGAAAAUGCAAGCUCAAGGAGCCACCGGUUGGCUUGUUAACACCGGCUGGUCUGGUGGAAGCUAUGGAUCUGGAAGUCGCAUCAAGUUGGCGUAUACAAGAAAGAUUAUUGAUGCUAUACAUUCGGGUAGUCUCUUGAAUGCAACUUAUCAGAAAACUGAGAUUUUUGGUUUGGAGAUUCCAAAUGAAGUUGAAGGAGUGCCUUCUGAGAUUUUGGAGCCUAUGAAUGCAUGGGAAGACAAAGUGGCUUAUAAGGACACAUUGUUGAAGUUGGCUGGUUUGUUUAGAAACAAUUUUGAGACAUUCACAAGUCAUAAGAUCGGAGAAGAUGGAAAGUUGACUGAAGAGAUUCUUGCAGCUGGUCCAAACUUCUAAAGUGAUGAAGAUUAUGAUGAUGAACCAACAAUGUUUUCAAAAAGUACAACAACAUAUAAAAAAAAUAAAGUGAAUAAAGGAGAGAGUCGACGAAUUUCAAGAAAACUCCAUUUGAUUAUCAAUCAUAUAUUUUUCCAAUUGAAGUGAGAACUAUAAUUAUUAUUUUCUUUUCAUGAAUGUUUGUUUACUCACAAAAUAAGUUUACAUGAUUUGUUCAACCAAA
Molecule: messenger RNA, 6213 nt
Organism: Brassica rapa (field mustard)
Lineage: Eukaryota; Viridiplantae; Streptophyta; Magnoliopsida; Brassicales; Brassicaceae
Product: phosphoenolpyruvate carboxykinase (ATP)-like
Biological process (GO): gluconeogenesis
Cellular component (GO): cytosol
Molecular function (GO): ATP binding; phosphoenolpyruvate carboxykinase (ATP) activity
Source: RefSeq, a predicted model, not a curated record